This is a messenger RNA of Fraxinus pennsylvanica, 3534 nucleotides long. Lineage: Eukaryota; Viridiplantae; Streptophyta; Magnoliopsida; Lamiales; Oleaceae. The record is from the annotation of a GenBank genome assembly.
AUGCUGUCUAUGUCUCCAAAUUCAAUAGCUCGGAGCUCCCUGGAGGAAAUGCUGGAUUCUCUCCGACGGAGGGAUGAGAUGGAGAAGCCUAAAGACAUGCCCCCGGCCUUGCCAGUCCGGCCCAGAGCUGCCUCCCGGUCUCGGCUUCCCUCAGCCAAACGGUCGCUGCCCACAAACUUUAAAAUUGGGGAAUCGGAACCGCCAGAUAGCUCAUCAAAUUGUAAUGUUAAGAAGGAAGAAACAAAAGGGUCGAGAAGGAAUAGUUUUGGGGCCAAAAAGAUUAAGGAAAUGGAUCGGAGGGAAUCGCCCUAUGUUGUGGUGUCUAACGAGAAGAAAUGUGAGAGGAGAUUGGAGGAGAAAGAUGGUGCCAAACUCGCCAGCUUGCCUUCCGGAUCGCUCCCGAGGCUUAGGGAGCCUGAGUGGGAUGAUAACCUUGGGUAUUUCAUUAAGAAGAAACUUCGUGUAUGGUGUCGGCGUCUAAACGGGCUAUGGGAAUCAGGGCUGAUACAGUCAACUUCAGGAGACAAAGCUUUGAUUUUGCUGUCAGAUGGAAGUGUUGUUACAGUGCCCACAGGGGAGCUCUUACCUGCAAAUCCAGAUAUUCUUGAGGGUGUGGAUGAUCUUAUACAACUUAGUUAUUUGAAUGAACCUUCAGUUCUUCACAACCUUCAACACAGAUAUUCUCAAGACAUAAUAUAUAGCAAAGCUGGCCCUGUUCUAAUAGCAGUCAACCCCUUCAAAGACGUCCACAUUUAUGAAAAUGAUUUUGUUACGGCCUACAGACAGAAGCUUUUGGACAGCCCUCAUGUUUAUGCUAUUGCUGACACUGCCUACAAUGAAAUGAUGACAGAUGAAGUAAAUCAAUCCAUCAUUAUAAGUGGGGAGAGUGGUGCUGGUAAGACUGAAACUGCUAAGAUUACAAUGCAAUACUUGGCUUCACUUGGUGGAGGUACUGGUGGGAUAGAGUCUGAAGUGCUGCAGACAAGCUGUAUACUGGAGGCAUUUGGUAAUGCUAAAACAUCCAGGAACGAUAACUCCAGCCGAUUUGGAAAGUUGAUUGAAAUUCAAUUUAGUGCUACAGGAAAUAUAGUUGGUGCUAAAAUACAGACUUUUCUACUUGAGAAGUCAAGAGUGGUUCAGUUGGCCCAGGGAGAGAGGUCGUACCAUAUCUUCUAUCAGCUUUGCACGGGGGUUUCUUCUACUCUCAGAGAUAGAUUGAGGUUAAAAAGGGCUUCUGACUACAAUUAUCUCAAUCAGAGUGGUUGCAUGGCUAUCAAUGGUGUUGAUGACGCUCAGAAGUUUCACAUCCUUGUGGAAGCCCUAACUACUCUCAAAAUUUGCAAAGAAGACCAGGAGCAUGCAUUUGAGAUGCUUGCUGCAGUGUUGUGGCUGGGAAACAUAUCCUUUCUUGUAAUUGACACAGAAAACCAUAUUGAGGUUGUUGCUGAUGAAGCUGUUAGCAACACUGCUAGCUUACUAGGCUGCAGUACAGAGGACCUAAUGCUGACUUUAUCUACUAGUAGAAUACAAGCUGGCAAGGAUAAGGUUGCCAAAGGGCUAACUCUACAACAGGCAAUUGACACAAGAGACGCAUUGGCAAAAUUUAUCUACGCGAGCUUGUUUGACUGGCUUGUCGAAGAAAUCAAUAGAUCACCUGCGAUGGGCAAACAUCAAACUGGGAGGUCCAUAAGUAUUCUAGAUAUUUAUGGGUUUGAGUCAUUCCAGAAAAAUAGUUUUGAACAGUUUUGUAUAAAUUAUGCAAAUGAGAGACUUCAGCAACAUUUUAAUCGUCAUCUCUUCAAACUUGAACAAGAGGAGUAUGAAUUAGAUGGAAUUGAUUGGACCAAAGUAGAUUUUGAAGACAAUCAAGAUUGCUUGGAUCUUUUCGAGAAGAGACCUAUUGGGCUAAUAUCUUUGUUGGAUGAAGAAUCAAAUUUCCCCAAGGCCAGCGAUUUGACCUUUGCCACUAAGCUGAAGCAACACUUGAAUGCCAGUGCUUGCUUUAAAGGAGAAAGAGAUGGAGCAUUUAGUGUCCACCAUUAUGCCAGAGAGGUUCUUUAUGAAACUGGUGGAUUCUUGGAAAAGAACAGAGAUCCGUUGCACUCUGAUACCAUUCAAUUACUCUCUUCAUGCACUGGUCGACUACCUCGUUUGUUUGCUUCUACAUGGCUUAACCAAUCUCAGAAAGAUGCAAGUUCAUCAAUCCUGCUGGGGAUGUCGGCUCCUCAGAAGCAGAGUGUUGCCACAAAAUUUAAGAGUCAGCUGUUCAGAUUGAUGCAGCAGCUUGAAAACACGACUCCACACUUCAUUCGAUGCAUAAAACCAAAUAGUAAGCAGCUUCCUGGCACUUUCGAGAAAGGUCUUGUGUUAGAGCAGCUUAGGUGCUGUGGGAUUCUAGAAGUUGUGAGGAUUUCAAGAUAUGGUUACCCUACGCGGAUGACACAUCAAGAAUUCACAAGAAGGUAUGGGUUCCUACUUCCUGAGAAUAAUGCAUGUCAAGAUCCUUUAAGUUCAUCAGUUGCCAUUCUCCAGCAGUUUGAUAUCCUUCCUGAAAUGUACCAAGUUGGUUAUACAAAAUUAUACUUCCGAGCAGGACAGAUUGGUGCACUGGAAGAUGUUAGGAAACAAGUUCUGCAAGGAACUCUUGAGGUACAGAAGUGCUUUCGCGGUCAUCGGGCUCGUCGAUAUUUCCAUGAGCUCAAGGGAGGAGUACUAGUGUUGCAGUCAUUUGUUCGUGGUAAUAUUGCUAGGAGAGAAUAUGAUGCUUUGCGUAGGUUGAAUGAGCAGGUUGCUCUGAAAAAGAUAGAAGAGCACGUUGUUCAAAUACAAUCAGUAAUUCGUGGAUGGUUGGCUCGAAGGCAUUUUAGUCAGCUUCAAAAUUCGAAAAAUAUAAAUCUUUGCAAAUGGAAACGAGGCAGGAAGAGUUCAGAAGUUAAGGAUCUGCCACAAGAAAUGUUACCUGCAGUAGUUGAAGAACUUCAAAGGCGGGUAUUGAUUGGAGAAGCAACCCUUGAGCAAAAGGAAAAGGAAAAUGCAUCUCUGAAAGAUCAAGUACACCAAUUUGAGGCACGAUGGUCAGAAUAUGAAGCCAAGAUGAAAUCAAUGGAGGAUGUUUGGCAAAAGCAGAUGGCAUCUUUGCAAAUAAAUUUAGCUGCAGCCAAAAAGAGUCUUGGCGCUGAGAACACUAUGGGUCAACUGGGAAGAGAUGGCUUUCCAUCACCUCGCUAUUAUGAUUCUGAGGAUAUGUCUAUGGGAACACAAACUCCUGGAGUCAAUCCCCUCUUGAAGGAGUUUGAGCAAAGAAAACAAAAUUUUGACGAUGAGGCCAGAGCAAUUGUUGAGUCCAAGUCAGGGCAAUCACCUUCCCUGAAUACCAGUGAAGAAUUAAGGAAACUAAAACAGAGAUUUGAAGAGUGGAAAAAAGACUACAAAGUUCGGUUAAAGGAAGCAAAGGCAAAAGUACACAGGCUAGGGAACUCUGAAGCUGAGAAACAUCGAAGAUCAUGGUGGGGAAAGAAGAGCAAAAAGUACUAG